AGUUGAUCUGUGCGCCGAUUCUCACAAACUGGACGGAUUGCCUGAUGGAGCCCAGAGAGCAACAGGGCUGGAGAAACGGACACUAUAUAGAUCUGUCACAGCGAUAUAAGUGAAAGUUCACAAUGGAGGAAGAUGUUCACGGCGCUGUAGCAAUAGGUCCUUGCUGUAGGCCCUGGGUUUCCAUGCGCACGCGCACUACAAUCCGGAAGUGGCCGCCUCGUUUGAACGACGUCAUGUCGUUCUGGACCUGACUUGCAAAAAAAGCAACAGAGGAGCCUCUCUACUGGGCACAACAUAACACGCUGCCGGGUUUCAGGACUAGUUAUCUGCCUGCAGGGACAAUGGCAGGCGAGACACCCCCGGUGCAACCACGUUUUGUGUGAAAAUGUUUCCUGCGCGAUGCAGUCUCUGGUACGAUGAUCGAGAAUCAAGAAGACGAUGAAUUCAUUGCGGUGAGGGUCCAAGAUCCGCGGGUUCAGAAUGAAGGCUCCUGGAACUCUCACGUGGAUUACAAGAUCUUCCUCCAUACCAACAGCAAGUCCUUCACCGCCAAGACCUCAUGUGUGCGACGGCGCUACAGCGAGUUUGUGUGGCUCAAGAAGAAGCUGCAGAAGAACUCUGGUCUCGUGCCCGUCCCAGGCCUGCCAAACAAGUCCUUCUUCUCCUUCAGCAAUGAGGACUUCCUGGAGAGGAGGAGGACGGGCCUCCAGAGCUUCUUGGACCAGGUGCUCCACAUGACGGUGUGCCUCUCGGACAGCCAGCUGCACCUCUUCAUGCAGACCCAGCUGCCUGUGCGCCACAUCGAGGACUGCGUCCAGGGCCACACCCCCUACACCGUGACGGACGCCAUCCUCACCUACGCCUCGUCCAAUCGGGGCUUCGCCCAGGCCCAGGAGGAGGACCUGCAGAAGGAGCGGGGUUCCAGCGUGGUCUCCUACGAGUCCAUGGAAAGCCCGUCCCCGCAUCUCCCCUCCCAGCAGCCCAACGGGGAACCCCUGCAGGCCAUCCUGGAGACCCCCGAUUCGGCCGACGCCCGGCGGAUGGUCUGCCACUCGGAGAGGUCGUCGCUGCAGGUCCUCCAGCAGGACCACCACCUGGAGGCCGUCCUCCAGCCGCACCCCCCGGCCGCCGCCUCCUUCUACGUGGGGAGCAGCCUCGACGAGGGGCCCUCCCUAGGGAGUCCCCCCGAGGCCACGCCCGCCGGACGGAUACAAGCGUCGGUGGAGGUGCACUCGCCCAUGGGAGAGGCCGCCGCGCCCGACUUCAGGGAGGAGCUGGAGGAGGUGGAGGACGUGGAGGACGUGGAGGAGGUGGAGGAGGUGGAGGAGUGUCUGGCUGAAAUGCGGCCGACGGAAGAAGUGGUGGCCAGGGCUCCAAGUGUCCCUGUAGACGGUGUGUGUACCGACAGCCAGGAGGAAGAGGUGGAGCCACAGGAGGGGGAGGUGGAGCCACAGGAGGGGGAGGUGGAGCCACAGGAGGGGGAGCAGCAGGAAGGGCUGGUGGCGCAGCAGGAGGAGGGGCUGGUGGAGCAGGAGGUGGUGGCCAAGCAGGUGGAGCAGCAGCAGGAGGAGGAGAUGAAGCAGGAGGUUGUGGCAGAGCAGCAGCAGCAGCAGCAGGAGGAGGAGGUGGUGGAGGAGGUGGCGUUGUUGGAGCCGGAGGAGGUGGAGGUGGAGAAUGAGGUGGAGAAGCAGGAGCAUGGGAAUGAGAUGGUGGAGGAAGAGGAGGAGGAGCAGCAGCGUGUGAAUGGGAUCGAUGACUCAGGAGACCACACUGAAGCGGUCUGCGGUGCCGGCGGGCUCCUGGACCAUGUCGUCUCAGAGCAGGAGGAAGAUGAUGAGGAGGAGGAGGAGGAGGAGAAAGAAACUAAGGUGAACUCUGAGCAGCAGGUCCUCCAACAAACCUCCCGGGCUGAGCAGGAACACGACCCCGGGCGCCUCUUGAGUCCUGAGGAGCCCGGUGUGGAAGCAGGCAGCGUUUCAGAGGAGCCUCUUGGUCCCCCUGACGACCGCGCUGGAGAAGGCCCUCAUCAGGACGGGGCGUGUGGAGGAGCAGAGAGCAGUACGGUUGUUCUGGAGACGGAGACCAGCGGCCCAACGCUCCCCUGUGUGAACCCCGUGUCCCAGUCUGAACGCCGUGGCGAUGGCGCGAUCCAGGAGGGACAUGCUCCCCCAGUCUCACAGGAAGAGGAUUUAGAGAUGUCCGUUAACACCGACGCUCAAGAUGAGGACUCAGGAUCUCUGGUGUCUUUAGAUGGGAUCCACCCAACGGUCGACCCCGAGGACGCCAUCCGGAACGUGAACGGCCACUUGGAAGAGUCCGCCGAAGAAGUGGCGCCCUCUACGGGAGCGGAGGACUCAAGCGUUUGUGAGUCACACAAGACCACGCGCUCUGCGGACAAUUUGAUUUGGUCCGAGGCGGGCGACGCCCGACCGGCGCCGGACGAGGCCCUGGACCUCUGCCCGACCCCCGGGGCCCUCGGGGCGGGAGAGGCUCCAGAGCUCGACGCCACUGUGUGA
This is a messenger RNA of Gadus morhua (Atlantic cod), 2516 nucleotides long. It is a transcript of the gene snx11, whose product is annotated as sorting nexin 11. The transcript is spliced from 9 exons. Gene Ontology annotation, molecular function: phosphatidylinositol phosphate binding. Gene Ontology annotation, cellular component: endosome. Bases 417 to 2516 code for a protein of 699 amino acids. The record is from RefSeq and is a predicted model, not a curated record. Lineage: Eukaryota; Metazoa; Chordata; Actinopteri; Gadiformes; Gadidae. Gene Ontology annotation, biological process: vesicle organization; intracellular protein transport.